AUGGGAUGCAAGAUGUCCAAAAAGAUGGGCAGAAAAGGCAGAACCACAAAACACAAGCAGACUAUUGAAGAAACAGAGGCCACAUCUGCACCUCUUCAACUUGGAGAUUUUCAAAACAUGAAACGUCCUCAGCUUCAAAAAUUAUGCAAACAGUUAGGACUUAAGGCCACAGGAAAGGUAAGAAAACAUAAUAUUAUUGUCCUCAGGAUAAAUGGAGUGCUCGUAAUCUACAGUCACUCCUUUGCUUAAAUGAAUUUGUUUCUACAAUCCUGGUUAAAAUGUUUUCGACACUAAUCGUCUUUCCUGCAAAGGAAUUGCAAUUCACGUUAAUCCCCCCCCCCCUUCCUGGACUGUUGGUUGUUAGCAGUCAAAAACCUUUUACACAUCAUCAGAGAUGUCACUAAGAUUUCAAGUUGCUGAGUAAUUGCAACAAGUAGACAGGGAAAAAAAUCAGCUAUAGAUUUCUUGGGGUUCUAUUUUUGCUAUGGGCCACUUUCAAAGUAGCUGGGGGAAAACCUCAGCCCCCGACUCUUAUUGUCAGCCUUGCAUCAUGCACACGAUUAUGGACCUGAACUUUGAUCAGGGAGGGGGUGGGGGCAAAGAAACCUUGAUAUGAGUACUGCUGGUAACAUUAUUUUGUACCAGCAAAUUGCUAACAAAAACAUGUGAAGAAAGGAAAGUGUCCAAACCUUUAGGCCAAGAUUGUAAUGAAUAGACAAGAAUUUAUUUUCCAUUUUAUAAAUCUUUAAUACAUGUCUCUGUCUUGUGAGGGCUAGUGACCAGAAAAUGGCUUGACUAGCUUCUUUGCAAUGCAGUCUGCAAAAUGGUUUUAGAGUGGUAAAACUACAUGAAGUACAGCUGUAUUAUGCCAAUGUGUGGCUCAUUAUGUGUGGCUGAUUAUUGUACAUGUUUUCUGUCUCAAAGAAUGUUGAGCUUAUUGAAAGGCUUCAAGAGUACCAGAGAGAAGUUACAGUUUCUAGCAACAAUAAUGAAGUUUUAGGACAAGUUCCUUCAUCCACAACCUCAUCUGUGAAAGAAAAGGAAAAUGAAAAGCAGUGUCUCAUAACUGACACCUCCGAAACAGAUGAAAGGCAACUCCCAAUAGAUAAUCUUUCCAAGAACCAGGUUCAGUCAUCAGGUCCACCAUCAUCUCCAACAUCUUCCACAGAGGAAGUAGAAAAUGGAAAAGAAUGUCUUGACAAUGUUACCUUUGAAAUAGUCGAUAGUAAAAUUCCUACAGAUGAACAUGUUCAUAUCGGGAAGAGUGACAACUGUGCUUCAGAGGGAGCUGAUGAAGAAGUGUGCUUAAACCCAAUGGAUAAUAAUGAUUGUGACUUCCCAGACAGUACGUCAAUAGAUCACAAGGAAGAACAAAAGACUGUGACUGUCUCCAAAGCUGAGUCACAUUCAGAAACAGUUCUCAGGGAAUUGAACUGCAGAGUAACAUUGACAGGUCUGUAACAUUGUAUAUUGUGAGGCAUGUAACAGGCCACUAUACUUGUAGUCAUGUGUGUUAACACUUGAUAAGUUUGAUUGAUUGACCUGGAUCAGGAUCCCUUUUGCUUACAACAAGACUACUUCUGUUAGAUGUGGCUAAAUGUAAUUUAGGCUAAAGUUAAAAGUGAGACAAUGCUGGCCAGCGGUCUCCUUCACUAAUCGUAUGUGUGGCAGUCUUGGGGUUUAGCAGGGCCUUAGUGAUUUUACAGUGCUUUUGCAGGAGUCAAUCAUUUUGCUCUUGUUGCUUUUGGGUGCAGUAGUUAUACUUGUUUUUGUCCCCAACCCUCCCUCCUCUCUGGAUGCUGUUUUGGUAAGUAUCUGCACCUCUCUCCACUGAGGUUCUCAGUGUGAAGGUGCCUGGUGGGUGCCGCUCUCAGGGCUGUCAUGGUUACCCUCUAAGAUCGUGUGCGGCCCCUUUACCACUUCUACAGGCACCUUCCCCACAACCAUCUAUUGUUGAUGGGUUUAACCUCCAUUGGAGGAGGCAAUGUGGCCUAGUGCAGUUAGAGCACCGGACUUGCUUAUUUAUAGGCCCCGAGUUCAAGUCUCACCCUGACUGCUAAAAUGAUUUGUUUACGGUAGUCCCAAAUUCAAAUCCUCGGCCAUGCUUGUAAAUAGCCAGCUGGUUUGCCUCUGGCCAGUUGGGAUUACGCUGUUAUGUUUAAUUUGAAUUAAAUGUUUCAGUCAUUUGCUCGGUUCCACUAGCAUAAGUGCUAUAAAAUACUGCCAAGGGUAAAUAAAAGGAAUAAUUAUUUGUCAUAAUUAUUAUUACAAUUAAUAUCGGAUCUCUAACAUUCCAGCUACCUACUGUACAGUGAACAUGUAUAGUAUUAAACCACUAGGAAAGUUGGUCAACACAGGAGGGAGAAAACACUAGGAGAGGUGAAGAUGUCUUUCCCAAUUCUCUGACUGCUUAGCUUUUCAAGCAGGCUUAAUUUAGCAACAUUUACCUGAGACAAUAAGACAGUGAUACUGCUACCCAUACCUUAGUGGACUAACUCCAACAUUAAGAGGCUUGUAAUCAAACCCCCCACCAGACCACAGGCCUUCAGGGUCUUUUGAAAACAGUGAAAGAUCAUGAGGGAGUUGUUAAUCAUACUGAUUAAUAGUGGAGCUCCACGAAUCCGUGAAGUAUGAGUGAGCGGAGCCCCAUACAGUUCCCUAAGAAUAUUUGGUAAUCUAUCUAUUCAAAACAUUUUGGUAAUCACAUGACUUCACGCCCAUCUCUCUGCACGACAGGAAAACCAAUGUGAAAUGUUAAACUUUCUAGUCAGUGUGGGAGCCUAUAGCUUGUGUUUAACUGGAUAAUAGACAUCCAUUAUCAUGGUCAGUUGACAGUUGUCAAAACAGGCUAUCUACUGACCAGAGUCACAUGACUGUAUUGUAGGCUCAGGUGCCAACUCAUUGAAGUUAUGUGUUUUCUUGAAGUAUUCAGCUGACAAGUUGUUAGCUUUUAAUUGAUUGCAGGCUCAAGUUUUUGUUUUUCAGUCAUAUGGUUCUCCCCAAUAGUUAAGUAUAGAUUCAGGAUUUCUUUGCAGUGGUUUCAGUCCAUUGUCUGAAGUAAAUUUCAAAUGCAUAAACAGGAGCUUCGCUUUUAGCUCUGGCUAAAUCUAUGUAUUAUACAUAUACACUGUACAUGUACCUGGCCGAGUGGCAACUUAAAUAGUUAGGGUGCCUUUCAUUUGUCAGAACUGGCCAGCCAGACCUUGGCCAGACCAAUCAUUGUGACUAUGAAAUAGGCUUUUUUGAAGAGUUCUAGCACUAGCUGAAAAACUCCUGAAGCAAACUGAUCUGGUCGGAUAACUUUGAUUAAAAGUGAAAUUCUCAUUAUGACAGGAAUGGUGUGGCCGGUCAGUUAUGGCAAAUGGAAAGCACUGUUAGUCAGCAACAGCUAGCCCUGAUUCAAGUUCUCUUUGUAGUGACAUGUAAAUUAUAAAUCAGCCAAAUAUUUUCAUUUGAGUAUGAAUCAUUAACUAUUAUUAUAUUUUAUUUUAAUAAAUUGUAGAUGCAAAACCUAAUCACAACAAAGCAAAGAUCAAUGCCUGCACAAGGUGGUGUGUCGUGGAGGGCCUUUUAAAACAAGACAUGAAGACCCAGUGGAGGAAGAUUCAUCUGUUAGGGGGAAAGCCUAUGAUUUCAAACAGUUUUGGUAAAAGAGUUCCUUUUGUGUUGGAACCCUCUGGUCUCAAUGCUCCAGAUGAUUGUGAUGAUAACUACAUCUGUGGUACUUGCGUCAGGGAUAAUGAAACAGCUUUGAGAUGGAAGGGCAGUUCACGGAUGGUCCACUCCACGGUCACUCAGCAGGAAGCUAUAAACCAAGGUGAGGAACCAUUACGUUCAAUGAGCUGGUUAACAUGCUUUGCUUCCUUUUUAUGUGAAUUUAGUUCCUGACUUUACAAUGCAAUGUACUUUAUUUUGCAACUGAAAAAACACAGGUUACGUGUUGUGGACUGUGUAGAUUUCUUUUCCCUCAGUACAGUUUGUAUUUACAUUGCAGUGUUCUCCUUAUGAGGUGGUUAAAACUGGUAAAUUUUACUGUCUGAAGCAACACUUCUUACAGCCUUCAACCACUUGAAAGUUUGCUACAAUUGAAUUAGUUGUUUUAAAAAAUACGGAAGUUGUGAUUGGAUCUGAUUCUCACAAGAAAAUGAAUGAGUCUGGAAAAGUAAAAAUUAAAGUUUUAUGGACCGUGCAUUUUGGGAAAAGAACAUUUUUCAAGACAAUGGUAAAAUUAUUGGAAUCAAACUUUUAAAUGUUUGCCUAAAUACUACAAUCAUGUUUGAUUCACACAAAAUAAGUCUCAAAAUGAGUGAAUAACAUCUCAGAGAACUUACAUGUAGCUCCUAAAUUUCCCAGCGAGGCGGGUCCAUGUCCCUUGCUUUACAUCCCCCUCCCCCAGGAGAGUGCUCCAUCCUCUGGCAUAUAUUUUUUGCUUAACCCGGGCCAGGAGUGGUUUCUUACCUGCUGAGCUAAAUUUAGGGAGAACACUGCAUUGUAAGGAACUUUGGGUCCUUAAGUUUCCAUUUGUUCCCACUCUGCUGUUUCAAGUCUUUGGUGAAUGUGAUUGCUGUUGAUGCCUAUUAUAUUUAAUCGUUCAUAACUUUUAUUAUUUUUGCCAAGGUGCACAAAAUUUAUCAGAUUGUAAAGUUUAUGUAACGUUGUGGAGUCGUUAAUAAAAUCUUUUUGUCGCAAAGCAAAAAUAUCAUCGACGAAAAGUUUGAAGCAAAACAGUUUAAAAUAACAAAUUAAUAAUAAUUAUCAUGUUCAAAAUUACAGGGCAUCCUCUUAGUAGUCAUACUUGAUCGAGAAACCUAAUUACAUGUAAAUACUGUAGUUAACACUGAUCUUUGAGGCCUUUUGACUAACGAAAUAGGUUAAAACAUGCUUGUAUGGUGAGACCUACACUGUAGCAACUCUUUUCUUGCAGAAUCAGAGGCAAGUGUGACAUGCAGCACACCAACAUCACCUAACCAUAGUAUUCUGACCAGCUUCUCAAGGGUGGGUUCCGUAAAGCGUAAGAGAAGUGACAAUUCAAACACCUCCUUUGCCAACUCAUCAGCUGAUUCAGAUCAGAUGGACAGAAAGAGAAGGAAAGAAAGCACUAUUAGAUCUGGUAGCAACACUCCCGCUAGCCCUCAAGUUCGUAGAGCAAGGGGUGAAGAACUCUUACCAAGGUAAAGAAGAGUUACAUGUAAGGUCAGCCUUUGAACAAUCACCUAGCCUGCACUGUGCACAGGCAAGGUAUUGACCAGAAAUGAUAAAUGAUGGUAUAAUAUUACAUUGUACAUCAACAGUCAUUACCCUUGUGAACAGUGAGGAAUAGUUGUAAAUUAAUUUCUGUUUUCCCACUUCAGAAAUCUUCACAAACCUUGGCGCCCCAGGAAGCUAACAAAGACAGCCUCACAGACUCAAGUGAAGGAGGACACAGAUUUUGCUAAAAGAGUUGAGGAAAUUAUCAAAAACACACAGCCAGGCUCUGAAGAGGAAAUGCACAUGAUCAUGAGUUCUAAAUCCAACAGGAUUCAGCGUUCACCCACAAAAAAAUGA
Molecule: messenger RNA, 5544 nt
Organism: Porites lobata
Lineage: Eukaryota; Metazoa; Cnidaria; Anthozoa; Scleractinia; Poritidae
Source: the annotation of a GenBank genome assembly